GUUGACUUUAUACAGCAAUCUCUUCGAGCACUGUACUGGAAACAUCUUGAAGGGAAAACAUCAAUCAAUGGAUAGCUUUGAGUGAAAACAAAUGCGAGAAACGAUAAACACAAAACAGCAUGAGCUUUGAGAAUAGUAAUCAAACCAAUGACUCCUUUUCUGAUGAAUAUGAAUAUUACGCGGAUAAUGGUUGUCCUCUGGGAAAGGAUGCAACGAAGCCUGAAUAUUUGGCCAAGGUUACCAUGUACGUCCUGAUGAUAGUGGUGUCCUUCAUUGGAAAUAUCUUGAUAAUAUCUGUUACUCGGCGCACUCGGAGCAUGCAGAAGGUAGCUUUCCUCUUUGUUGUAAACAUGGCCAUCGCCGAUCUUCUCACCACGUUGAUUAACAUGCCAGAAUCCCUGACAGUUGAGAUACGAGAUUCGGAUGAAUGGUUGAUUACAGGAGACGCGGGAAUCAUUCUGUGUAAAAUAUUGUCCUUCUGUCAAUUCGUCUGCGCGUUCUGUUCUAUUCUUAGCUUACUGGCGAUUGCAUUGGACAGGUUCCUCGCCAUAUGCUUGCCUCUUAAGAGAAUCAUGACGAGGAGACUCGCUAAGGUUAUCAUUAUAAGCACUUGGUUGAUUCCGUCCAUUUCAAGUGCCCCAGCGCUAGUACCAAACAUUGUCGUAGAAGAUCAUGGACAGCUUUUCUGUAUUGAAAAGUGGCCAGCUCCUUUCGACGAAGAAAAAGCAGCAGGGGAUUACACAAUAAUUCUGUUUGUGUUCUUCUACGCUCUGCCAUUAAUAAUAAUAUCAGCUUUAUACAGUUGCGUCAUCUACAAGAUCUGGCGAAGGAGGGCUCCAGGACACCGCUUGACCUCAACUGCUCGACUUUACGCCCGUAGCAGAAAAAAGGCAUUAAAAAUGUUCAUCGCAAUCGUUCUUUGUUUUGCACUUUGCUGGCUUCCGUAUCACGUCGUGUUCUUUUUAACGACCUUCGCUGCGAACUAUUACGAAUGUGGAAUACCUCUAAAUGUGUACUUUGUUCAUGUUUUUUUCUCCCAUGCCUCAAGCGCAUUGAACCCAUGCAUAUACAUUGUAUUUAACAACGACUAUCGAACUGGGGUAAAGCGUUUGCUAGUCUCUUGUGUUAAACGAUCAGAUAGGGUACAUUCUGAAUUAAACACUGGUAGUUAUAUAAACACCCACACAGGCGUCCAGGAAGAUCGCGAGAUGACCACGUUUCAAACUCGAAGUCCUCAAAGCGGCAUCAGUUACUUGCCACCGAGGACGAUGAAUGAAACUAGUAAUCAUAUUGAUCCUGAUCGCACAGCUCCUUUCUUUAGGUUCAACCUCGGUUUCAAAUAUUUAUCAUGAAAGUAGUAUACGCUCGAUUCCAAAACGUUGACGACGGAAAAGCGUCAACAAUAAAACUUUAAAACCUAACGACUGGAAAUGACACCAGAGGAACAGAGAAAAAUAACACUAUAUUUAUUAUAGAAACACCAAUGAGACACUAGCACAAGGUGCGCUUUCGCGCCAAAACGUGAUAUCUUCGCACUUGAAAAUAAAAUUUUAUCUUCACACGUGAAAAUAACACUGUUACUAUGGUUACAUGAUAAAUUGCGCAUUUCGCAGCAGAAGAGAAAGGGUUUGGUUUUUCAUUGGUGCUUAUAUAAUUAAUUGAGGAUAUUACAUGGCCACAUGGAGAUACGAAAUUUAUCUUCUCUUGUUGAAAAAUUCGUAUCUACGCGCGGGCUUGUAACAUUUUUUUAUCAUAUUCUACAUAACGUAACUUACCCUGUAAGAUAUAUUACUCUUGAAAUUUAAGGUUAAGUGUUCUGCAAACGUGGUUGAAGAAUGAAAUCAACUUUUUGAA
Stylophora pistillata is the source of this 1854-nucleotide messenger RNA. Its product is annotated as substance-K receptor-like. The record is from RefSeq and is a predicted model, not a curated record. Gene Ontology annotation, cellular component: plasma membrane. Gene Ontology annotation, molecular function: G protein-coupled receptor activity. Lineage: Eukaryota; Metazoa; Cnidaria; Anthozoa; Scleractinia; Pocilloporidae. Gene Ontology annotation, biological process: G protein-coupled receptor signaling pathway.